This is a messenger RNA of Dentiscutata erythropus, 411 nucleotides long. The record is from the annotation of a GenBank genome assembly. NCBI's taxonomy places the organism in Eukaryota, Fungi, Glomeromycota, Glomeromycetes, Diversisporales, Gigasporaceae.
GAUCGGUUUACUGAUAAUAUAGUGAAUAAACUUCAUCAAAUAAAAGUAUAUGCUGCUAUUGGAUUUGAUAUGAAAAAAGGAAUUAAUAUUUGUUAUCCAUUAUCUACGAUUACCAUUCCAAAAACGUAUUCUGAAACUAGUUAUUUGAAGAUUUUGAUUGAAAAUUUUUGGUGUCUUAGAAAUGCCUUACAAGAAAUUAUUGAACUGGUCAUCGAAAUUAAUGAAGAUCUCGAACAAUUGCAUGAUUCAAGACCCAGUAAAAAUGUAGGAGGUUUUUUACAAUAUUGGAAUAUUUAUGUGCCGAAAACUUUUAUUCACUAUCGAGUUCUUGUUUUAAGAGUCAAAAAAUCAGAAACCACAUUUCCGGGCAAUACUGGGCUCUGGAGUUUAAGUACUUCUUCUUUUGUAUAG